This is a messenger RNA of Zeugodacus cucurbitae (melon fly), 943 nucleotides long. RefSeq names its product serine protease SP24D. The coding region runs from base 73 to 879 and encodes 268 amino acids. Lineage: Eukaryota; Metazoa; Arthropoda; Insecta; Diptera; Tephritidae. The transcript has 2 exons. Gene Ontology annotation, molecular function: serine-type endopeptidase activity. Gene Ontology annotation, biological process: proteolysis. The record is from RefSeq and is a predicted model, not a curated record.
ACGCUAUUGUAAGUUGAGUUGUGAAAACAUUUUCCGGUGUUCACUUCGACGGUUCAAAGCAAAAAACAAAAAAUGAAUAAUCGCACUCUCUACGCCAAAUUGCUAAUCGCCCUAACUCUCUUGGUCGCUACAACCAUACAAGAUGACAGUGACGACACGACCGAUGCGCAUACGCUCCAAUUGGUGCGCACACCACGCAUAGUGAAUGGCAACAAUGCGGUACCCGGACAAUUUCCUUACGUUGUUUCGGUACGUGUAGGUGGACAGCACAGUUGCGGUGGCACCCUAAUUUCGCAAAGGAAUGUCUUAACUGCAGCGCACUGCGUUUACAGUCUGCCAGUACAGUUCCUAUCGGUGCAGGCCGGUUCAAUAAAUCGUACGGCCGGUGGUGUUGUCGUUGAUGUUGCAUCAGUUACCACGCAUCCGAAUUUUUUCGAUUACAAUAACAACAUUGCUGUGCUUAAACUUGUAACCAGUCUAAAUUUCACCAAUCUCAUACAACCGAUUCCGAUCGCAAGCAUGGACGUGCCCGAUGGUGUGGGUGUUAAUAUUGCCGGUUGGGGACGUAUUCGAGAGGCUGGCAUACAGCCCGAGAUCCUACAGUACAGUCGUUCGCUGCGUACGUUGGGUUAUGAGGAUUGUGCUCGUGUAGCCGCACCGACUAGUCCGACCAUACUGUGUCUAGCCAAGACUUACGGUAAUGGCAUUUGUGGUGGUGAUGCUGGUGGUCCCGCUAUUUACAGGGGUAUACUGGUUGGCAUUGCGAGUCAUCAUAUCUCGAUUUGCGGUGAUAGUACGCCCGAUGGUUACACUAAGGUGUCGAAUUUUACAACUUGGAUAAGUGAAAAUUCAUGUUCCGCCACUGUAUCCCCAGUAUAAAUGGAGAACAACUGAAAAAUCUAAAAACCAAAUAUAAAUAUACAAUUGACAGCAUUAAAACGAA